Messenger RNA from Loa loa (African eye worm), 2443 nucleotides. RefSeq lists its product as hypothetical. Gene Ontology annotation, molecular function: phosphatidylinositol deacylase activity. Gene Ontology annotation, biological process: GPI anchor metabolic process; endoplasmic reticulum to Golgi vesicle-mediated transport. Bases 281 to 2443 code for a protein of 720 amino acids. NCBI's taxonomy places the organism in Eukaryota, Metazoa, Nematoda, Chromadorea, Rhabditida, Onchocercidae. The record is from RefSeq and is a predicted model, not a curated record. Gene Ontology annotation, cellular component: endoplasmic reticulum. The transcript has 13 exons.
UGUAAAUCCGUGAAUCGUUUUCUGGUUUCCAUAAUAAUGAAGUGUGAUGUUCUAGGUUGGUUGUGUGACGUACAAUUCUAUUUGGAAUUCUUUGUAAUGAUAUUUAUUCAGGAUUUCUCGCAACAACAGUGUGGUAUCACGUUGUGAGUGUAUUCAUUGGAGGCGUUGGUUCACUGGUUGUCGGAUUUUCUUUAUUUUGAUGCACGACUUUGUAUUAUGUCGUUUUUGUAUCCUCACUAUCAUGGAAGUUGUAAGUUGUAGUUAAAAGUCCGCGGGUACAAUGAAGCUAUAUAUGAAGAAUCUGUUAUUUGCAACUUUCAUAGCAGCCACAUUUCAUUUGUUGUAUAUGAUUGGGAACCGACCUUGGAUGCGAAUAAAUCGGUGUAAGAUGACUUACAUGUAUCGAAUUAUGAAUUUCAUGCGCAUUGAUAUUGUUCGCACAAAGUUGAAGCAUGAUCAAACUGAAAAUAUUAGAUAUCCAUUUUCGAGUGAUCUCAGUGGCUAUUCGACGGUUUUAUAUGGGGAAGGAGAAUAUGCUCGCAAUUACAUGAAAACUGGACAGGUUAAUGGACUUCCCAUCAUUUUUGUGCCUGGCAAUGCAGGUUCUUCCAAACAAGUUCGUUCUUUGGGGUCAAUACUCCACAAUAAGACCGAAAGUAGGAAUUUACCAUUCACAUUCGAUGUCUUUGCUAUUGAUUUCAAUGAGGAAUUAUCAGGCCUGUCAGGCAUGUAUUUGGAACGGCAAAUCAAGUAUCUCGAGUUAGCAGUGCGACAUAUUUGGGGCAUGUAUUCACCCCCACCUCGUGGUAUCAUAUUUGUUGGUCAUUCAAUGGGUGGUAUUGUUAUACGAUCGCUGUUGCAUAGUAUUCAUUUCGAUCCCAGCAGGGUUGCAUUUGUUGUAACUUUGGGGACACCACACAAAGAUGCACCAAUGGUUUUUGAUUGGUAUUUGAAAAAUAUUUAUGACCGAAUGCAUAACAGUUGGAGAGAGCAUGAAAAAGAAUUGACCAAUCUUUUGGUCUUAUCAGUUUCGGGUGGUUUGAAAGAUCAUCUUGUGCCAGAACAUUUUACUCUUGAUAAUGGUAUUCGCCAUAUUUCGACUACUGCUGUUGAUGGCAUUGAGCUAGAGACCGAUCAUCUUUGUAUUGUUUGGUGUAACCAGUUGGUUAGGUAUAUCUCGCGCCUGUUGAUUGAAUAUGCUUACGAUCCAAAUUCGUUUCACAAACGUGCUGAUAAUAUUGUAAAGCAACUUUUUGAUGCUGAUGGGCUUCUUAGAAAGUUAACGCGUAUGAGAGUAAAGAAUAAUAACGAAGAUCUGAAGGAAUUCGUCUUAUCAUUUCCAAAGGAUAGCUGGUUGUUCAUUGAAAGAAGUAUUGGGAGCUCGUUGUGGACAUCAUCCGGAAAGCCUGUCUAUCCUUCGAACAGUUUGCGACAGACGUUUUAUACAAUCGUUCAUUCGAGUGACACAGAACAGAUUUCGGUACAUCUGAAACGUCAAGAGUUCUUCAAAGCCAUUGCACUUCGAGAAGAUCCAGCAAAGCUUAAUUCUGUUGCUUCACAUUUUUUAUGGGAAGCCGACUUUGAUGGUCGUGAAUCUGUUGUGUUAUUGCCAGUUUAUUUCGGAACUCCAGUUGUUGCCAUUGUUAUAUCACUUGAAUUAGAAUCAUGCAGUGAUGCAGAUGAAUGGUUCGCAAAAGUUGAGUUUCGAGGUCAAGAUCUACGACGUAUAAGCAGUCUUGGUGCCAGCAAAGAACUUCAAAUAAUUGGAUAUUUACUUAAUAAGGGAGAAACAAAAGCCGAGACAUUUUUUGUAUUAAAUCAACGCUGUCGCUUUCACGCACGCCUCGAUAUCAGUUUUUUGGAUACUCUGAUUGUGAAACUAACGGAUUUAUUUAUUCGACCAAUGAAGGACAGACAUCAGAAAAGACUUGUAGAAUCGACAUGUCCUGCCUUUAUUGAAUUGACAGUAAUUGCAACAUCAUUAUUUAUGAACUAUUCAUACAAUGGCUUUUUUGCGCUUGUGAUAAUCGUUAUCUCCAGUUUAUUGCAGCUCCUGAAAACAGCAAUUUUUUCAAAGACUGUUAGUCUCUCUAGUUUUUCGCAGCCAGUUCUGUUAGUUGUUCUUCAUUUUUAUGCCAUUUUGGUUUAUGCACCAUUUGGCGUUUGUUCGAUGUGGAAUAUAAUUAGAUAUGGUUUAUUUGCUGUUUAUGAAGAUCCAGCUCGUGUUCCGGCAUAUUGCAUGGUUUUCUUAAAGUUUAUUCGAUUUUCAGUGGGCAAAAUUCACUUCUUCAGAGCUCAUUACAUUUCUGUGGCUGUGUUGUUGUACACUGCCCUUACCCAAUCGUUUACAUGUAUUUCGCAGUUGGGUUCAUCCUUCAUCGCAGUAAUUGGACUCAAUUGGUUUGUGAAUCAAAGCAAACUGAAAUCGAAAAAGGAGCAUUAA